AUGUCUAAAUGUGCCUUUGGAGUGCCUAAAGUGGAAUAUCUAGGCCACUUCAUUAGCGGUGAGGGGGAGUCUACAGACCCCAAGAAGAUUGUAGUAGUUGCACAAUGGCCUAUUCCUGGCAAUAUCAAGCAGUUGAUGGGGUUCUUGGGACUUGCUGGAUAUUACAGAAGGUUUAUACAAGGAUUUGGAUCCAUUUGUAAGUCAUUACAUGAGUUACUCAAGAAGGAUGGAUAUACUUGGACUGAGCAUGCUACAACAACAUUUGAGGAACUGAAGCAAGCCUUGAUUUCUGCCCCAGUAUUAGCUAUGCCUGAUUACUCUAAACCUUUUGUGGUGGAAACCGAUGCAAGUAGGAAGGGAAUUGGUGUUGUGCUAAUGCAGCAAGGCCACCCUAUAGCCUAUAUUAGCAGAUCACUGGCUCCUAGACACCAAGCCAUGUCUGUCUAUGAUAGGGAACUAAUGGCUCUUAUAUUUGCUGUGGCUGGUAUUCCCAAACUAAUGGCUUUCGACUUUUCAAUUGAAUAUAAGAAGGGUAUAGACAACAAAGUUGUUGAUGCCUUAUCUAGGAAGCCUGGUGCUGAGUUAUUAUCUAUCUCCUUAUUGACACCUAAUGAUUCUCUAUAUGAGCAGAUCAAGGGAACUUGGUUAACUGACGCAUCUUUGCAGACUUUGAUUACUAAAUUACAGGCUCAGCCUUUCAAGUCUUUUGCUUGGUGUAGUGCUCAGCUUAGGUGGAAGGGUAGAUUGAGGCACAAGUAUGAUGUUUUUGCCUAUCCAGGUUUACUGCAACUUUUGCCUAUUCCAGAUGGAGUAUGGACUGAUGUGUGUUUAGACUUCAUUGAGGGCUUACCUAAGUCUAAUGGCAAGAGUGUUAUCUUGGUGGUGGUUGAUAGGUUGAGCAAAUAUGGUCAUUUCAUGAGCCUACAACAUCCUUAUACUGCUCAAUCCGUAGCACAGUGCUUCUUGGACAAUGUUUUUAAACUUCAUGGCAUACCAGCUACAUUAACAAGUGAUAGAGAUCCUGUGUUCCUUAGUAAAUUCUGGCAAAAAUUGUUUACAAUACAAGGGGUUCAGUUACAGAGGAGUACUGCUUAUCAUCCUCAAACAGAUGGACAAAUGGAGGUUUUGAAUAGGAUAUUGGAAACUUAUCUGCGAUGUUUUUGUUCUGAUAGCCCUAAGGAAUGGUCAAGUUAUUUACCGCUUGCUGAGUGGUGGUAUAAUACUACUUAUCACACUGCUAUCAAAUGCACUCCUUAUGAAGUUUUAUAUGGUCAGAAACCCCCUAUUCACCUUUCUUACUUAGUAGGUGAGUCUUCAUCUGACAUGGUAGAUAGAUCAUUGGCUGCUAGAGAAGCAAGCAUUCAUCUUUUGAAGUUUCAUAUUUAG
Molecule: messenger RNA, 1386 nt
Organism: Solanum verrucosum
Lineage: Eukaryota; Viridiplantae; Streptophyta; Magnoliopsida; Solanales; Solanaceae
Exons: 3
Coding region: 1-1386 (461 amino acids)
Biological process (GO): DNA integration
Molecular function (GO): nucleic acid binding
Source: RefSeq, a predicted model, not a curated record